Molecule: messenger RNA, 3508 nt
Organism: Phycodurus eques (leafy seadragon)
Lineage: Eukaryota; Metazoa; Chordata; Actinopteri; Syngnathiformes; Syngnathidae
Gene: slc25a17l
Product: solute carrier family 25 member 17-like
Exons: 9
Coding region: 209-1156 (315 amino acids)
Cellular component (GO): peroxisomal membrane
Molecular function (GO): ADP transmembrane transporter activity; AMP transmembrane transporter activity; ATP transmembrane transporter activity
Source: RefSeq, a predicted model, not a curated record
UUCAUUCUCCGCCGCAAAGAAGAAGAAAUGCGGAAGUCAAAUGGAUGGGGGAGUUCGCGGCGGUUUUGUGUUUAUGUGACACUUUGACAUGUCCGCGUGAAUGUUUGACGACUAACAAGCAUUUACUACGCAAGUCGGACGGAUCCGACUCAACAGAGUUGUUGCCGGUGUUUGGUCCGCGUGCUGUGACCGGGAAGAGGCAGUAAAAAUGUCCACUAAUGGAAGCCCAGCGGUCGGCUUGUUGUCUUACGAGACUCUGGUUCACGCUGUGGCAGGUGCAAUGGGCAGCGUGACAGCAAUGACCACAUUUUUCCCCUUGGACACAGCGAAAAGUCGCCUGCAAGUUGACGAGAGUAGAAAGUCUAAGUCCACCCCCGUCAUCCUGGCCGAGAUAGCGCAGGAGGAAGGCGUGCUGGCUUUGUACAGAGGCUGGUUCCCGGUCAUCUCCAGCCUCUGCUGCUCCAACUUUGUCUACUUUUACACCUUCAACACACUGAAGAGGCUGACGCCCACUGCGCCUCACCAGUCCAGGCUCAGCAUAGACCUGCUCACGGGCAUCGUAUCAGGGGCGGUGAAUGUGGUCCUGACCACGCCCAUGUGGGUGGUCAACACUCGUCUGAAGCUCCAGGGGGCCAAAUUCAGAAAUGAGGACCUUCAGCAGACGCACUACAAGGGCAUUUUCGAUGCCUUCUGCCAGAUCAUAGCGAGCGAGGGGGCGGGCACGCUGUGGAACGGCACUCUGCCCUCCCUCAUCCUCGUCCUCAACCCAGCCGUGCAGUUCAUGUUCUACGAGUCGAUGAAGAGGAGGGCAGGGAAGCGAGGCAGGAAGAUAUCGUCUGCAGAGAUCUUCCUGAUCGGAGCUGUCGCCAAGGCCAUCGCAACCACCGCCACGUAUCCACUGCAGACAGUUCAAGCCAUCCUCAGGUUUGGCCAGUACAAAGGUGAUGGCAACGGCGGCCUGAUGGGAAGUCUGGCAAACAUUUUCUCCUUGCUGAUGGAACGAAUUAAAAAGCACGGUGUUCUCGGGCUGUACAAAGGCCUGGAGGCCAAGCUGCUACAGACGGUGCUGACGGCCGCCCUCAUGUUCGUCGUGUACGAGAAGAUGGCCGCCGCCACCUUCGAGCUCAUGGGCCUGCGCGGCAAGCUAAGGAAGUGAGCGUCGCGCAGCCGCCUGCCGUCAAAAUGCGCACGUGCCGGUGGAUGCGCUGACAGAUGGAACUGGCGCAACUUCAAAUAGCCACCGUAACCAGAAGGAAGUGCAGUACGUAAAACACACCAAAUGUUUCAUUUGUGCAUUUCCGUGCAGGUGGACUCUUAACAUUCAGUUUGGUUACCAUGCUAAACCAGCUAACAACGAGAUGAAACAACUGAAAUUACCGGCAAGUUACCUCUACUAGGGCCGCUACCGAACCAUUCCUCAUCCAGUUUUUGUAUUUUAGAGAUUGCUUAAGAUGACUAUUCAUCUUAAUAUGAUUGGAUAGGGACGUUUAAUAAGUUGUCCAAAUGAAUGAGCUUAAUGAAAAGUGCUUUUAGGGAUGUUGUUUUACACAGUGAAUGAUGUAGCAACAAUCCUCAUUACUGUCAGCGUGAACUCUUUUGAGAAACAUGAUGCUGUCAUAUUUGUGUGUGUUAUAUAGAUGAUUGUCACGAUACAUUUAAGCCAAACAUUAUUCAUACUGCGGCGAUGAAUGGGAUAUUGUAGCUGGAAUUGAAGCAAGAAUGUGGCAAGACCUGUUAAUAUUUGUUGAUUGGCUAUUUAUUCAUAUCCCGCCUCUCGCCCAAAGCCAGCUUCGAUCGUCUCCAGCUCACCCGAACCUUAGCGAGGAUAAGCGCUACAGAAAGGGAAUGGAUGGAUCGCAAACGCAGCUUUUGCCAUGUUCUUGAGUUACUUCCAGCCCGAAAUCACCCAUUCAACUCAAAAACUGUCAAUAAUGCCGAUGUUUCUUCCUUCAAAUAUUUCUGAAAAACAGUCCAAUGUCUUGUGUUUGUUACACUGUUAAAGUCGAGAUGUUUCCUCUUUCACGGCACACUGAACAAGUGCCUGUGUGGUGCGAAUGCUGCACCGGACACGCUUAGCCUACAUAUGGCGCUGCCUCGCAUCACUUGGGUGCAACGUUUACAUGAAAAUAACUUCUACUUGAAGCCGUCUUCACUUAUUAAGUACAUUUUUAAACAUACUGUAGAUGGUCCAAAAAUUCUGUUCGGACUGUUUUUAUAAGAAUAAAAGUGGGUUAAUACAAAAAUAAAUCAAAUACAAACAAUUCCAAGUCAGAGACUGCAGGUUUAUUUCUUAUCUUAGAAGCAGGACAACACAGGAGUUUCUCAGUUGUUGUUUUUAUUGUACGUAGCAGAACGUAACGCCGACUGGCCCCCCAGAUUUACCGUAAUUUGACCCAUUAAAUACGAGCCGCUGACGGGCACACUAAUACAUUUCAUAAUCCAUCAUCAGUUUAAAAACAAAUAAAAAUAAAAAUGCACCAGGCGACGGUACUGAUCAACAAGCACGCUCCUGUUUUCUCUCCAUGACUUGUCUGUCAGCUGAGUAUUGGACUCUAGCUUUAUUACACAGCGGUGAACUUAUUUUCUAAUUCAUGACAGUUAAAAUGUUAAUAAAGGUUUUAUGAUUGUGUUAGUUGCAUCAAGGUAAAAAAUUGCUUUGCAUAAGAACAACUUGUAAGUCCCACAGCAUCUCGCAGACUUUGUGGAGCUUCCGCUCUGUUGUUUAUGCAAGCGUGACUCUUUAUCUCAUUUUCUCGACGUACCAGUCUGGCAGGAAGGAAUAAGGGGAGUCCUUGUGUACGGUGUAGGUCAGUUCACAGCGCUCUUUCCGGGAGAACAGAUACACCACACUGGAAGACCAGAGAUGAAUUGUUAUAAAAAAAGAUUACAAAACGAGACACUGCUACUUCUGUACAAAAUUGUGUGUGAAUGCUGAAGAGCAGACACUGAACUGAAAUGACAUGCAAAGGGGAGGGACAGUAGAGAAACAUGGAAGGAUUCGAUAGAAAUCUGUAUCUAUUGGGGAAUUUUGUCUUGGAAAAGGUGUGGAAUACUAAAAUUUUGUGGAUUGUGAAAAAUAUUUCCACAGAUGUAGCUGAACAGUUUGAAGUUGGAGAGAAAUGUGGAAGGAUGUACAUUGAUUUCAGUCGGCUUAUUUCAUGAAACAUUUUGAAACGUGGGAAAAUUGAGAAUUUGGAGAAUGUGUAAAAGCGGUGCCCGAAUGUCCCGGUUUUUGGGAAUAUUUUCAUGUUGGAAUGGUUUGAAUCGGUUGAGAAAUGUGAACAAAAAAGGCCCAAAAAGUGGUAGAAAGAUAAUAAAAAGAGAUAUAUUUGGUGCAGAAGGAAAUAUGUGUGUCAAUGGUCUUCAGCAAUCGCACAACUAAAAGAAAGUACCGGUACUUCUACUGGGAACUCACUGAGGAUUGUCCUCGGUCACCACACGCUUGACAUAAGACAGGAAUUCGCGGCAGAAGUUCAUGCAGACUGCGGGCGUCCACCCCAGGUGCUCG